Molecule: messenger RNA, 186 nt
Organism: Paracoccidioides brasiliensis Pb18
Exons: 1
Coding region: 1-186 (61 amino acids)
Source: RefSeq, a predicted model, not a curated record
AUGGCUCUGAAAGAAGUCAUCGGAUUACCUGUUGGAAGCACUGACACAACUCCUACAAGAUACUACGAAAUACGAUGUUCGACAGCCCUUGGAGUGAACCCAAAGGAUGCUACCCAAGGGGCUCACGAGGUUGCGCCCCGAGCGAUAACUAACCCCAUAAACGUCAGAAUGCCUCUUGUCGUCUGA